This is a messenger RNA of Centruroides sculpturatus (bark scorpion), 557 nucleotides long. RefSeq names its product 50S ribosomal protein L6-like. The transcript has a single exon. NCBI's taxonomy places the organism in Eukaryota, Metazoa, Arthropoda, Arachnida, Scorpiones, Buthidae. Gene Ontology annotation, cellular component: ribosome. Gene Ontology annotation, biological process: cytoplasmic translation. Gene Ontology annotation, molecular function: rRNA binding; structural constituent of ribosome. The record is from RefSeq and is a predicted model, not a curated record. The coding region runs from base 18 to 557 and encodes 179 amino acids.
UUUGGUAGGAGGAAAAUAUGUCCAGAGUAGGCAACCGCAUCUUAACUGUCCCUGAUCAAACCGAAGUUCUCAUCCGCGGAACGAGCGUUGAAAUUAAAGGCAAACUGGGAACGCUGACUUUAGAGCAUUCACCGCUGAUCGCCGUCAGUCUGAAUCAGAACUUGCUCGUCACCAGCCGCGCUAACGAAGAAAAAUCGACCAAGCAACUGCACGGGACGACUAACUCGCUGAUCAAAAGCAUGCUUGACGGCGUUAACCAAGGAUUUCGCAAAGAGAUCGAAAUUAAGGGAGUCGGUUACCGAGCUAGUUUACAAGGUUCCAAAUUAACGCUCAGCGUCGGUUAUUCGCACCCGAUUGUCCUAGAUGUUUUCCCAGACGUUAAAGUCGAAGUUCCUAAGCCAAGCAUUGUGAUUGUGAGCGGGAUCGACAAACAGCGGGUGGGUCAAAUGGCGGCGAUUAUCCGCCAAGUGCGCCGUCCUAACCCUUACUCAGGAAAAGGGAUCAUGUACAAAGACGAAAAAAUUCGUCGUAAAGAAGGCAAGACUGCCAGCAAGUAG